Emys orbicularis (European pond turtle) is the source of this 4431-nucleotide messenger RNA. It is a transcript of the gene TBC1D22B, whose product is annotated as TBC1 domain family member 22B. Gene Ontology annotation, biological process: activation of GTPase activity. Gene Ontology annotation, molecular function: GTPase activator activity. The coding region runs from base 22 to 1536 and encodes 504 amino acids. Lineage: Eukaryota; Metazoa; Chordata; Testudines; Emydidae. The transcript is spliced from 13 exons. The record is from RefSeq and is a predicted model, not a curated record.
GGCCCGGCCCCAGCCUCAGCCAUGGCCGCUGAGAGCAGCAAGCAGUUCUGGAAGCGGAGCGCUAAGCUGCCGGGGAGUAUUCAACCUGUCUACGGAGCCCAGCAUCCUCCUCUGGAUCCCCGGCUCACCAAAAACUUCAUUAAGGAACGUUCCAAGGGCAAUACGCUGCCCCUGAAGAAUAAGAAGGCCUCUAGCUUUCACGAGUUUGCACGCAACACCAGUGACGCCUGGGACAUCGGCGAUGAUGAAGACGAAGACUUCUCCUCCUCUUUCCAAACCCUGAACUCUAAAGUGGCCAAGGCCACAGCAGCCCAGGUGCUGGAGAACCACAGCAAGCUGCGCGUGAAACCUGAGCGGGCCCAGUCUGCUCUCAGCGAGAUGCCAACCAACUGCAAGGUCAUCAAGUCCAGCAGCGAGGCCCAACUGUCCAGAUCACCUGAGGAUGCCUGCGUGCGGAACGCCCUGCACAAACAGCAGUCCCUCCCACUCAGACCCAUCAUUCCACUUGUCGCCCGCAUCUCCGACCAGAACGCGUCGGGGGCUCCCCCAAUGACCGUGCGGGAGAAAACGCGCCUGGAGAAGUUCCGGCAGCUCCUUUCCAGUCACAACACGGACCUGGAUGAGCUGAGGAAAUGCAGCUGGCCUGGCGUGCCCAGAGAGGUCCGGCCCGUGACGUGGCGACUCCUGUCGGGCUAUCUCCCUGCGAACAAGGAGCGGAGGAAGCUGACCUUACAGCGCAAGCGGGAGGAAUAUUUUGGCUUCAUCGAGCAGUAUUACGAUUCCAGGAAUGAAGAGCAUCAUCAGGACACCUACCGGCAGAUCCACAUCGACAUUCCCAGGACAAACCCUCUCAUCCCGCUCUUCCAGCAGCCGCUAGUCCAGGAGAUCUUUGAAAGAAUCCUGUUUAUCUGGGCCAUCCGACACCCAGCCAGUGGCUACGUCCAGGGGAUUAAUGACCUGGUCACUCCAUUCUUUGUUGUGUUCCUCUCCGAACAUGUUGAAGAGGAUGUGGAGAACUUUGACGUGACGACUCUGUCUCAGGAUGUGUUGCGGAGCAUCGAAGCCGAUAGCUUCUGGUGUAUGAGCAAACUACUGGAUGGCAUACAGGAUAACUACACCUUUGCACAGCCAGGGAUCCAGAAGAAGGUCAAAGCACUGGAGGAGCUAGUCAGCCGGAUCGAUGAGCAGGUACACAAUCACUUUAGGAAGUAUGAGGUCGAAUACCUGCAGUUUGCCUUUCGCUGGAUGAACAAUCUCCUGAUGAGGGAGCUCCCCCUGCGCUGCACCAUCCGCCUGUGGGACACCUACCAGUCGGAGCCGGAAGGAUUCUCCCAUUUCCAUCUGUACGUCUGUGCCGCCUUCCUGAUCAAGUGGCGGAAAGAGAUCUUGGAUGAGGAGGACUUCCAGGGUCUUCUAAUGUUGUUACAAAACCUACCCACAAUACACUGGGGCAACGAAGAGAUUGGACUCCUCCUUGCUGAAGCCUACAGACUCAAGUACAUGUUUGCGGAUGCCCCCAAUCACUACCGCCGAUAGGUGCCAGGACUCGGUCUCCCCACCCCGGCCUGAUCUAAUCACUGUGGCAUUUCAUCGUCGAAGUCCUCGGACACGCUGGCCAGGAGCCACUCCUAGCUGUACAAAGCUCACAUCGACUUUUGUCUUAACUCUUAUGUGUGCCUGCCUGCCACUCCAUGUGUGGAUGUGCCACUCAAACGACCAUCAGUAUUCCAUGCCGUUCUGGUGGCCCGAGUCUGGGGGGAAAGGAGGCAGAGAGUGGCAGCUUCUGUGGCUUUAAGUAUAAACUGAGCCAAGGAUUGAGCCUCUGGAUGCCCCCGCAGGCCUGGCCUGGCUGUCACCAGCCAUCUUAGCCUUGCUGCCUCUUGUUAACCCAUCCAGGCACACACGCGCGCACACACUCCCAGCUGGGUCCAUUUUCCCUUCAGACACAGUUUGAUCCAACUCCCAGACGAAAAUGCCUUACCAGAGACCUGCCCGGGUGGAACCCUUUCUGAGGGCGGCAGUGCUGUAGGAUGCAAAAAGCUCUCAGGACCUAGCUUCACUCCAAGUGUCUGAAGAAACGCAGCACUUCAAAGGUAACAGGAGAUAUGCUCACGCCCUCUCUCUCUUCCUCUCAUGCAGCACAUGGGUGCACACAUGUUGUGGGGGGUGCACGUGUGUGAGGGAGGCUGGCCCAUACAUGCACUGUCCUGAGUGACACAUGUCCACUGGACAAGACUCCUCCUGUGACUGAUCUGACCUGCUGUGCGCACAGCCCCCCACCCCACCCCACCCCCCAGCAGGGCUGGCAGGGGGGGAGCCGUGCCUCUUGAAAUCCUCUUUCCAUGACGACACUCCUCUUCCUCCAAGGCAUAUGUGUAUAUUGUGGUCUUGUGUAUAUGGGUAAGAGAUGUACAAUAUACGUCUUCUGUUUGUAGCAGAUAUGAUUUUAUAUUUAUAAUAUGCGUCUCAUGCGUGCAAAGGCUGCCUAGGUACAAGUACGGUAGGGCUCCGGUCUCCUCUGGCGUUCGGGGUUGCCAAGCUGUAGGCAUUUCUGCACUAACACAUUAAGAGACGAGUGUUGAAUUCCUAUUAGGAAAACUCGACUAGAAACUUAGAAAUUGGUUUCAAGUGGCCUCCAGUGCAAGAGGGGCUGGGUAUUUUAAGGAGAUGGGGGAGGAGCAGCCCCUGGAAGAGCCAGGAUGUGAACUGUGAGGUGUCGGCCAACCUCCUCCACACUUGGCCGUGCCCUUGUGAAGAGUACUCCAGUAAUCUCCCCAAGCACUGUAGUGUGGCUGUCUGCUGUGGCGGCUUGGGCCAUUACUGUACAUCACUGCAGUAUCCUUGUUAAAGGGGAAUGAGCAUCAAUCUGCUUCUUUUCUCCUGCCUCCCUAUCGGAUUGUCCCAUUGGCUCUUCAGGGCCAUGAAGAGAAAGGCCUGGGCUCUCUUGUGUGUCUGUCUGCGCUCCUGGGGAGCAGAGAGAACAGAGGAGAUGGCUUAUGCCCACAUGACUCCUCCCUCUCUACCCUCCACACACAGACCUUGCCUCAAUGUGCUUUUAAAAACCCAAAUUUGAAUGUUUUAAUGUAACAUUUUAUUCCUGCCGGAAGGCGCCAUCUCAGUGCCAAAUGUUGAUCUCUUGGGGCCAAUUUCUUCACAGGGGGAGAUCCUCCCCCCUGCUCCAAGGGGUGAUCUCGGCAUGUCCCCUGGGGACCAGAGCGCACUGGUUAUUAUUUGAGUUGUUCUUAUUGGAAAGAGAGUCCCAGUGGCGUUAGUCAAAUAACAAUUGCUGGAGAGGCUGGAGGAUGUGAGAAUGUAAAAGUGAGAGCUGUGUUGCCAAUAAAACUCCAACCAGUGUCUCAAGAGUUGCUUUCCUAAUCUGGAGUUGUUGUCUCAGGCAUUCUGACUUUACUUUUUUUGUGUGUGCCUUUUGUUGUUUUCUCUGAGAGAGCGACCCGAUGGUCAUUAGUUUAACAUGACUAAUUAAAAAACAAAAACCCAACUAAAUCGUGUGCCAGAAGCUAUUUUAUCUGUUGGCGGGGGAGAGAAGGGGUGUAAGUGAAACUCUGCCACUGGACUAUUGGGUGACCUUGGGCAAGUCACUUCACCUCCCUGUGCCUCAUCUGUCAAAAGGGGAUAAUGAUACUGACCUCCUUUGUAAAGAGCUUUGAGGUCUUUGGACGACAUGCUAUAUAUAAGGGCUAGAGAUAAUGAUUGUUAUUUACUAAGGGUCUUCAAAUAGAUGGACUAUUGCUUCCUCUCUUCUCUGAAUUAACCUCCAGCCUCACAGCCUCUAGCGCUUCCAGUCUUGAUUUUAAAAACUCCAGGUCUUUCUAAAAGAUAGGCUAUAGUUCAGUCACAAAUGAUUGGGCUCGAUGCAGGCAUUGCUGUAGUUGAGGUUCUCUGGCCUGUGUUAUGCAGGAGGUCAGGCUACAUGAUCAUAAUGGUCCCUUCUAGCCUUACCAUCUGUGAAUCUAGACUCCAUAAAACCUGCGUCUCUUCUAAAUUAAAGAUUCCAUAUGAAUCUUACUGCUGGGGAAACGUGCUGCGGUAAACACCAUGGAAGCUAAAGUUCCCAGUGCUGAGACAGGUACAGCGUGGGAAAUGGUCUGGGGGACAUAUACCCACUGGCACCUGGACCAAUUCAUUAGGCUACUAAGUGGCUAUUACUGUGGCCCCUAAAGGCUCCAUUGUGCUAGGCGCUGUACGUGCACAUAGUACAAGAAGAACUCACCAUCUAAAUAGACAAGACAGGCAGAGUGAGGAGUGACUGCCCCAGGUCGCAACUCCCUGGCCAGGGCCCUGUCUACUAGACCAUGCUGCCGCCUCAGAUGGUGACAAUUUUUGGCCAAUACUGACCUGAGUUGGGCUCAAAGCUGGACCUUAAAGAGCAAAAAUUCCAUCUUCUCACCCCUUCCCCUGAGCCAUCCAGCC